This is a messenger RNA of Striga asiatica, 1404 nucleotides long. The record is from the annotation of a GenBank genome assembly. NCBI's taxonomy places the organism in Eukaryota, Viridiplantae, Streptophyta, Magnoliopsida, Lamiales, Orobanchaceae.
AUGUAUGAAGUUGUGGAGACAAUGAGGGAUGGAAACUCAAAGAAAAGCAAGCUUUCAUGGCCUAAGACAAUAGUGAAGAAAUGGUUUAAAAUCCAGAGCAAAGAUGGGGAUUUUUGCACUGAUGGCAACAUUUAUGAAGGUUCUGAUGAAGAAUGCAAUAACAUUAAUCAUGCACAAAGAGAGGCAUGCAAUAACAUCAAGAAAAGCAAAAAAGAGAAGAUAAGACAUCGAAUUCGUGAUCAUGAGACACAAAAUAAUCCUAAACUCGAUUCAUCUCAAACUACAGAGGUUCAAAAUUACAGGAUUUUCGUGGCAACAUGGAAUGUCGGCGGGAAAUCCCCUCCGAGCCAUUUGAAACUCGAGGAGUGGCUUCACACUUCACCUCCAGCUGAUAUUUAUGUCCUUGGAUUUCAAGAAAUUGUCCCGUUAAACGCGGGGAAUGUCCUCUGCGCAGAAGAUAACGGCCCUGCAAGAAAAUGGCAAGCCCUUGUCAGAAAAACACUCAACACUACUUUCUCGGAAAACGAGUUCACGAGCUGCCAUUCUUCGCGCUCAAUGAGCCGAAUGAAGGAUAGCAGAGGAAUUAUUAUUACAGCUUCCUCUGAUGGAACGAUUUUUGGGUUGGGUGAUGAUUAUUAUUAUAAUAAAUGUUAUUCCUCUGAUGAAGAAGAAGAAGAAGAAGAAGUUAAUUUUGUCGGGAGUGAUUGUAAUUCGCCGCCACCUGUCUCCUUCGGCCAUUCUUUCUCGAGAUACUGUUUAGUGACGAGCAAGCAAAUGGUAGGGCUGUUUUUGAUGGUGUGGAUAAGGAGUGAUUUGAGGGAAAAUGUUGGCGAUCUGAGCGUGUCUUGUGUCGGUAGAGGCUUAAUGGGUUAUCUUGGUAAUAAGGGUGCAAUAUCGAUAAGCAUGUGUUUACAGAAGACGAGCUUUUGCUUCGUUUGUAGUCAUUUGACGUCGGGGGAGAAAGAAGGUGACGAGCUGAGAAGAAACUCGGAUGUGAUGGAGAUUCUGAAGAAAACGAGGUUCCCACAAGUUCACGAUAGGUUGAGAAUUGAGCAAAGGCACGGUCGAGUUUUUGCCGGUUGGAGUGAAGGAAGGAUAUAUUUUCCUCCCACAUACAAAUAUUCGAACAAUUCAGACAGAUAUGCCGGCGAGAAUAUGCAUCCUAGAGAAAAACGAAGAACUCCCGCAUGGUGUGAUCGUAUAUUGUGGCACGGUUAUGGUCUUCGACAACUAUCAUAUGUUCGAGGUGAGUCGAGGUUUUCGGAUCAUAGACCGGUUUACGGUUUAUUCUUAGCAGAAGUCGAGUCGACUGGUUUGAAGUCGAAUUACUCGAGCUCUCGGGAUGAAGUUGAAGAGCUGCUGCCAUCAUACUCAUAUGGAUAUGGCCAUUUAAAUUUCAUGUGA